UAGGUAUUGGGGUAUAUGAUUAUACAUUGCCACUGAAAGCUGCGUGGACACCUUUACUCCUAUUCCUGUAGCUAGGAAAAACGAGUCGUUCCUUUCAGUAAGCUUUCUUCACGCUAAGAAAACCGUCUGCAAUUGCCGCGAACGUACACUUUUUGACCUAGGAAGGAUCCGUAAAAUCUCGCGAUACGCUCAGCUCUCGGGGAAACUGUCAUGGCUGCGCCUGCAUGUAACUGGGGGUUUUGAUCUAAGGAAAACAACGGCAUGUGUUUUCUUUCAUUAAUAGAAGCGACGUGUUUGUCAUCUUGACAACUUUAAAGCCAUUAGAAAGUGUUUCAGCGGCUGGCAAAAUGAAUAACAGAGCAGGUUCCUUUUUACAGAACCUCAGGCAAUUCAGAACUUUAGUUCCAACGGGCAGAACUGUGAGGCUGUAUCCUUUGGGAUUUUGCAGACCACAAAUUGUUUAUUCAAACUGGAACCCAAGAAACUUCUUAAAUAACUUUGGUAAUACAAUACAAUCCUCUAUUAGAUGUCUCUUUCAGGGUGCCUUAAUUUGUAAAUCAGGAGAUGAUGGCUUUCAAACAAAGGGCAUAAGAAUUGUAACAGCGCUUACAAUUGACAGACUACUUUGUCCUAGGAGACUGUCCUUUGACUCAAAACACUUCCUUGUCUCUGAUAAUGGAUUGAAGAAAAUAAACUUUCAUCAUGAGGCCUCCAAUGAAGAAGUCACCAAGCGAACAAAACCAACCCCUGUCAGCUGUAGAAAACUGUCUGAGAAGUGUAAUUCCCUGAGUGAUGUAUUAGAUCUAUUUUCUGAAGCACCUACGUUUCCUAGUAGUAACUAUUUCUCAGCAAUGUGGGUAAUUGCUAAAAGGAUGUCUGACGACCAGAAGCGCUUUGAAAAACAACUGAUGUUUAACCACCCUGCGUUUAGCCAGCUGUGCGAACACAGUAUGAGAGAAGCCAAGAUCAUACACUAUAACAGCCUGCUGUUCAGUCUUCAUGCUAUGGUGAAGCUCGGAAUUCCUCAGAACACCCUACUCAUACAGACUUUGCUGAGGGUGGUCCAGGAGCGUAUCAAUGAAUGUGAUGAGAAAUGUCUUUCAAUUUUGUCAACUAUUUUAGAGGCUAUGGAGCCAUGCAAGAAUGUGGAUGUCCUUCGAGCAGGGUUGUGGAUGCUAGUUGAUCAGCAAGUCUGGAAAAUAGAACAUGUCUUCACUUUACAAACUGUAAUGAAAUGUAUUGGAAAAGAUGCACCGAUUGGUCUUAAAAGGAAAUUGGAGAUGAAAGCCUUGAAGGAAUUAGACCAAUUUUCUGUUUUGAAUAGCCAGCAUAUGUUUGAGGUACUGGCUGCCAUGAAUUACCGUUCUGUUAUCCUUCUGAAUGAAUGCAGUGCGAUGGUCACAAGUAAUAUCCAUGGAUGUCCUUUAAAAAUGUUAAUCAACAUAUUGCAGUCUUGCAGAGACCUCCGAUAUCUUAAUAUGGAUCUUUUUAAGGGAAUAGCAGAUUACGUGGCUACAACUUUUGACAUCUGGAAGUUGAAACAAGUUCUUUUUCUCCUGAUUUUAUUUGAAAACUUUGGCUUUCGGCCUGUUGGUUUGAUGGACUUGUUUAUGAAGAAAGCAGCAGAUGAACCUGGCUUCCUAAAUGUGAAAAGCCUUGUCUCCAUUCUUAAUGUGUAUUCUUCUCUCAAUCACUUGGACACAUGCCAGGCCCGCGAGUUCCUAGACGUUAUGACUAAUGCUCUGACUGGUAGUCUUCACCACAUCUCUUCUGAAAACCUAUUAAAUGCUGUGUGUUCAUUUUGCUUGAUGAACCAUUUCCCUCUGGCCCCUGUUAAUCAGCUUCUCCAGAAGGACAUCAUCAAUGAGCUGCUGACCUCAGGUGACGUGGAGAGGAAUGUUCACAAGCUUCAUAUUUUGGCCACUUGUCUAAAACUUGACGACGCUCCGUAUCACAAGGACAUCCACUUAGCGCUGCCAAAGCCUUCACUCGCGCCGUUACAGCCAAAUGCGAAGGCUGUGGAGGCCCUCAGUAGCCUUCUGGGAGAAGGAUACUUCUCAAAAAGUGUGCAGUUGCCACAUAAUUAUUAUAUUGAUUUCGAAAUCAGAAUGGAUACUAACAGGAGCCAAGUGCUUCCAUUUUCUGACGCGGAUGUGGUAACUUCUGCUACAGAUAUUCAGAGAGUAGCUGUACUAUGUGUUCCUAAAUCUACUUACUGUUUGGGUUCAACCCACCCCAGAGGAUUCCUUGCUAUGAAAAUGCGGCAUUUGAAAGUAAUGGGUUUUCAUGUGAUCUUGAUCAACAACUGGGAGAUGGAAAAACUAGAGAUGAAGGAUGCAGUCACAUUUUUGAAGACUAAAAUCUAUUCAACGGAAGCACUUUCUACUGCUGAUGUAAAUCUGCAAAGCACCUGCUAAAGUCAAAAGCAACCUUUUAAUGUUAGGAGACAUAAAUGUGUAAAAAUAACUUUUAAGAAAGACUAUAAUUCAGUUGUUGAUGGAAUUUUUGGGGACUGCUCACUAUAACAAAAAGUGUUAUUUCAGUUCACAGUUAAAGUUAAUUUUAGGAAUGAAAUAAAUGUUGUUACUGGCAUUUUAGAAUAUGCUGAGAAAAUUCCAGAAGUGUCAUUUUUCAAUCAUACGUAUUCCUUUGACUGUCCCAGAUACUCGACAAAUUCAUGAGCUGUAGGUUGUACUUUCUCAUUAGCUUUGAUGCAUUAAGAACUGGUUUCUUAGUUGUGGUGGGCUGCAGGUAAGUUGAUGUGGGCAGUCCUUAGGUUUGGAAUCUGCACAUUUAUACUCUGGCUAUAAGCUGUUCAAGAACUCAGGCAUUGGCCACAUUUUCAAACACUGGCCACAAAGCAAUUGGAGUAGGUUCUCAAAUUGUAGAAGGUGUAAGAAUUAAUGAGAUAGCAUGUUAAAAAUGGGUGAAGGUCGGGCACCUGCAGUUGUAACAAGCAUUCUAGGUGGAAGUGGUUUGUGGGCCAUACUAAGAGAAACUAGAUAAUACAGAGAUGGCGGGGAACUCAAAUCUAGUGCGCUUGGUCGGCUGCGGGGUGCUCACACCACAGUCCUGGCCGUUGUUGAAGUCCUUCCUUUCUCUUUCUUCCCCUUUCCCCUCCCACCUUUUCAUGAAGUCUUUUUACAGUAAAUAUAUAGCUGAACUGUUUUAUGAGUCAGACCCGAGGGCUAUUUUCAGUUAUGUUGUUCACUCUUCUAUGGAAAUAUUUGUUCAAGUUUGUGGUAUGUCUGUCUACCUGGUAUUAACCUGCUGGGUAUACAGCAUGUUUCACUUGUGAAACCUGAGUGUCAUGUGAGUUGGUAUUAUUUACUCCCAUGGAAAAGACUGAAUGUUUAUACCUCCCUCUCCCCAUCUCCCUCCCCGAAUUCAUAUAUUGAAACCUAACCCCCAGUGCAGUGCUGUUUGGGAGGUGACUAGGUCAUGAGGGUGGAGUCCUCAUGAAUUGGAUUUGUGCCCUUAUGAAAAAGGCCCCAGCGAGCUCCCUUGUCGCUUGGAAGAUGACCAUUUUUGAACCAGGAAAGGGGUCCUUACCAAGCACCAAAUCCUCCAAGAGCCUUGUUCUUGGACCCGAGCCUCUCACAAUUAGUUGUGAGAAAUAAAUUUCUGUUGUUUUUAAGCCACACAAUGUAUGGUAUUCUGUUAAUACCAGCCCGGAUGGACUACGAUACCUCAAAUACGCAGGCAUGCAGUUUACUGGGCAUCUUACUCUGUGCCAGGCACCGCCAAGUAUUCAGAUGCAUUCCCUCUUUUCAUUGUCACAGCUCUUUGAGGUGUAGCUGCUAUUAUGAUUCUCUUGGGGCCCUUAUUUCCUUAUCUUUAAUAAGAGGAUAAAUUAUUUGCCAAGGCUCCAUAGAUAGGUCAGGGCUAGAGUUUGAACCUGAGCUGACAUGGACUUGCAAGAAAAGUAGUUAAGAAACCCCAGGUUGGCAAUAAAAAAAAUCUCCAGAAAUAUGACUACAUCUGUCACAAGUUUUAUCAGCUUAUCCUGCCUGCAUUUAGAAAAGGUUAGAGCUGAAAGGAAAUACAUCAAUCAUUUAAUCCACGUCCCUCAUUUUAUGGAUGAGGAAGUAAAGCUUCUAAGAAUUUGAUUUUUCUGGAGUCUCAGCCACAUCAUUGAUUUCCACAUUUCAUCCUCUACUGCUUUUCAGCGUGUGUCUCAGGAAAUCUGGACUUUUGUUCCAGAUUAGACAUCAUCUAAUUUUACCAUCUAACUUGACCAAAUGAUACAAGCUUGAGAAUAAGAGUUGAAAAUAUUCUGUUAUUAAAGAAACAAAUUCAUUCUUUAAA
This is a messenger RNA of Camelus dromedarius (Arabian camel), 4308 nucleotides long. It is a transcript of the gene FASTKD2, whose product is annotated as FAST kinase domains 2. Gene Ontology annotation, cellular component: mitochondrial matrix; ribonucleoprotein granule. Gene Ontology annotation, biological process: regulation of mitochondrial mRNA stability; mitochondrial RNA processing. The record is from RefSeq and is a predicted model, not a curated record. The transcript is spliced from 12 exons. Gene Ontology annotation, molecular function: RNA binding. The coding region runs from base 348 to 2417 and encodes 689 amino acids. NCBI's taxonomy places the organism in Eukaryota, Metazoa, Chordata, Mammalia, Artiodactyla, Camelidae.